Ilex paraguariensis (yerba mate) is the source of this 1928-nucleotide messenger RNA. The record is from the annotation of a GenBank genome assembly. Lineage: Eukaryota; Viridiplantae; Streptophyta; Magnoliopsida; Aquifoliales; Aquifoliaceae.
GUAGGCUUCCCCCCCCGGUAAGAGUUUUCUCUAAUUUACCCCUAACCCACUGUCAAUCACUCCACCCCUAAAAAUCUCUGAUUUUAUUUCAUUUUUGAUUUCGAUUUUGGUUUUGAAUUCAAACUUGAUUUCGAAAGAAUCGGGGCUUGAUUGCCCAUGGGGGUCUUGAAAAAUCCAGUUCUGAAUCCAUGUGGGUGUAUGUUACUGUGGGUUUGUGUUAUGAAUAUGUAUUUGUGGGUUGUGUUAUGAAUAUGUAUUUGUGGGUUUGUGUUGUAGAUGUGUAUUUGUGGUUUUUGUGUUGGGUUUGAGGGUGGAGACCCAGUAACGAGAGAAGAGAGAGCAGAGAGGGAGAUGUGUUGGGUUUGGGACGGAGAUGUAGUAACGAGAGACGAGAGAAAGGGAUGUGUUGAGUUUUGGGGGUGGAGAGAGAGAGAUGUCUGUGUGUGAGGAAGAGAGAACUCGGAAGGAUUUAUGCGUGUGUGAGGAGAGAGAAGAGAAAAGAAGAAGAAGGUGGAUGUUUGGUCCAAGAAUAAUUGUGUUCGGAUGUAUAAAUAGUUGUAAAAUAUCAAAAAUGUUCCUUAAUACUUUCGUGUGCCUGACACAUGAUAUUUUUCAUUAGUUUUUUAAAUGGGAGUUAGGGGUCAGAAUCAAAGUGAGUUAAUGUGUAAAUAUUAAGGAUGAAAUAGACAAAAUUAGAAGUUUAGGGAUAAAAAUACAGUAAGUGUCAAAGCUUAGGACUAUUGGUGCCUUUUAACCUUUUACUUAUAUUCUGGAAGAACAAAUCAAUACAUUACAUUACACAAGCAAUUCUAUCAGUGGUGGCGCCGCCGGGAAACAGCUGAUGAUGGCCGGGAAAAUCUUGAUCGUGUUUGAUUUCGAUCGAACCCUGAUUGACGAUGAUAGCGACAGGUGGGUGGUGGUCGAAAUGGGUCUGACCCAUUUGUUCACUCAGCUCCGGCGCACAUUGCCAUGGAACACUCUCCUGGAUGAUGGAGGAGCUACACUCACAGGGAAAAACAGUUGAAGAUAUUGCUGAAUGUUUAAAGCGGAUUCCCUUGCAUCCGCGGGUCAUAGCAGCCAUUAAAUCAGCUCAUGCUCUUGGAUGUGACUUGAAAGUACUUAGUGAUGCGAAUCAGUUUUUCAUCGAGACAAUCUUGAAACAUCAUGGAGUGUUGGGCUGUUUCUCAGAGAUUGUAACAAACCCAACUUUUGUAGAUGGAGAAGGCAGGCUUAGGAUCUUCCCAUACCAUGAUUUGACGUCAUCUCAUGGUUGCAAUCUAUGCCCUCCCAACCUGUGCAAGGGUCUUGUGAUUGAGCAUUUCCAAACUAAUAUUUCUGAAAAUGGGAAGAAAAUAUUUAUCUACCUUGGAGAUGGGAAUGGUGAUUUCUGCCCAACAUUGAAGCUUGAUGAAGGAGACUAUGUGAUGCCAAGAAAGAAUUUUCCUUUGUGGGAGCGAAUUUCAAAUAGCUCAUUGUGUAUCAAAGCAAAAGUUCACGAGUGGAGCAAUGGGGAACAGCUUGAAAGGAUCCUACUUCAGCUUAUUGACACACUACUGAAGACAAGAUGACUUGUAAUACCAGUCAGUUGAAUUCAUGCGACUGCAGUUCUAAGACUAUGCCGAACCCUCCUUGUGAAAGUUUUUCUCCAACGCUCCCAGUUCCUCACUAACUUUGGCAAAAAUGAACAUCAUCAAAUGCCAGACCAGAAAAUGAUUCCGUGGGAAUAUUUAUUUAUGUUUGGCUUCUUCGGUGAUGAUUGAAUGAUAAUAACAAUAAGCAAAUGACAGGGCCUGCCUUUUUCUGAGCUUUAAUGAAUAGUGUUCUAUCAUCCAUUUUGUUUGAUACAUUCUGAUUAUCUAAUUUCAGUAUGCUUGAAGGUUUAUUGUAUGAUAUUUUUCUGUUAGCUUUCUUCAUGCCCUCGAAUCCAG